AUGCCUAUUGAACUUCUCAAAUCAUUUCUCUCUUCUUCAGUUCUCAUACUCUCUCAACGGUGCCACUAUUUUCCUUUGUCUCACCUCUUCGAAUUUGAUUCCUCCUCCAUCUUUCAACACUUUUCUAUUCAUCCUAACCUUUGUUCGGCUUCACCAUCAUCACCUCAACACAGCCUUUUUCGCUCGAUCUUCUUUGAUUCAAAUCCUUGUCUCAACUUGUUUUUAUAUAUCUUCUUCUACUUUCCGCCUUUGUACACCACUACACACUGCAGAUCUCAACGUCGUUCAUCACCUUCGCGUUCAACUCCGCUUCGAUCUGUUCGUUGUUCCGCCUCACUUCGUCUCAUCUCUUCUGAUUUGUUUCAUUCUCAUAUUGUUCAAACUCAACAAAAAAAGACCAAACCAAACCUCGAAACGAAACUAAAUCAAUCGAACAACAUUUCACGCAACACAUAUAUGCGAAAGUGA
Molecule: messenger RNA, 468 nt
Organism: Vicia faba (fava bean)
Lineage: Eukaryota; Viridiplantae; Streptophyta; Magnoliopsida; Fabales; Fabaceae
Source: the annotation of a GenBank genome assembly